UUGGCGCGCGGGUUUGCAGGCUGCUCCGGAGUUCCGUCCGGGGAGUGCGGCUGCGCCUGUGCCCUCGUUCGCCCCUGUGCCCCGGCUAUGCCUGCCGAGCGCCUGCAGCAGAGCGGCGGACUUGAGGCGGCAGAGAUGGCUCAGCCCCCAGACGACACCCCGGUGAUCACCCCAGCCAUGCUGGAAGAGGAAAAGCAACUCGAAGCAGUCGGUCUGGAGAGAGAGCGGAAAAUGCUGGAGAAGGCUCGCAUGUCUUGGGAUAGAGAUUCUAAUGAAAUUCGCUACAAGAGACUUCAACAUUUACUUGAAAAAAGCAAUAUAUAUUCCAAAUUUUUGUUGACCAAAAUGGAACAACAACAAAUGGAGGAACAGAAGAGGAAAGAGAAAUUGGAGCGAAAAAAGGAGGCUUUAAAAAUUUCAAAGGUAAUCUGUUAA
Messenger RNA from Vombatus ursinus (common wombat), 435 nucleotides. Its product is annotated as lymphoid-specific helicase-like. Bases 88 to 435 code for a protein of 115 amino acids. Gene Ontology annotation, molecular function: chromatin binding. Lineage: Eukaryota; Metazoa; Chordata; Mammalia; Diprotodontia; Vombatidae. The transcript is spliced from 4 exons. Gene Ontology annotation, biological process: lymphocyte proliferation; DNA methylation-dependent constitutive heterochromatin formation; negative regulation of gene expression via chromosomal CpG island methylation. The record is from RefSeq and is a predicted model, not a curated record. Gene Ontology annotation, cellular component: nucleus; pericentric heterochromatin.